AUGGCUUUCAUACAGGAGCUGCCUAAUGAGCUCAUCCUAAUGUUGGUAGUUGACAUGCCGCUAUCUGCUUUCGCCGCUCUACGACAGACAUCCAAACGUUUCAAUGAAGUCACGAUUGCCACCUUUGGGAGAAGAUUUUUUCACACCCGCAAUAUCAUGCUCCAUGAGAAAAGUGUCCAGAAUCUUGACUCCAUCGCGAAACAUCCCGUAUUUGCAUCUUGUGUUCGCAAGGUUGGCUUUUCACCCACCCGCGUGAAAAGUGACUGGUAUGGGUUUGAAGAAGAAUGCGAGGCCCGUCGGCACUAUGGAGUAGAAGAAAUGAUAUUUGAGAACAUGCGUGGUAUACCUCAACGACUGCCGGCCACGUCCUUCAUAUUCGACGUAGACCAGGCCUUUGCGAGACUCCCAAAUUGCAACACGAUCUCGCUCACUAAUGCCCAGCGACCUUGGGGCUUACGUACACUUAUAGCAGACGAGCUUUCGGAAGUUCAGAGUUACGAAGAGUCCCAAAAGUUCAAAGGCAGAUGGUUUAUCCGAUAUUUGAUCGGGUAUAUCUUUGCCUUGAGCAUCAAAUUUGACAUGGAGAAUAUCGAGAUCUUUGCCGAUAAGGUCUGCCACAAACCUUGGAAAGGGUUGCCUUGCCAGUCUUGCAGCACUAUCGGGAUCUCUGAUAUCUGUAUGGCACGGCCUGCUGCUAGCUCAAACCUGAAGUCCUUGAAAAUGACCGCCCACACGCAUUAUCGGGCUUGGCCAAACGACGCGUUCACCCAGUUGAUUUCUUGCUUUCCCCAGCUCUCAAGCUUAACACUGGACUUUGACACGAGAACUUAUGAGUGCCUCUACUUCUCGGAAUUCAAAAUACCAGGGCUCAAAGAGCUCACCCUCUGCUGCAGAUAUUGUCACCCAAGCGAAUUAGCAGACGUUGUAAAGCGACAUAAAGAGACCCUGGACCGUGUGGCUUUCCACGAUGUCUACUUGAAAAAUCUUCCAGACUGGCUCUUUUUGAUGGACGUUUUGUGUAAGAUGUCGAACAUACAUGUACACUUUGAGUGGUUCAAGGGGAAGGAAGGGAUAUUCUGGGUUGGGCGUACUUCAGGCAGACCAGAGCUCGAUGCGUUGUACAGGGAACUGUAUAAUACCAGUGAUUUGAGGAAUGACAAUGACAAAAGAAAGAUGCGAGACUUGCUCCAUCAAAUUGGCGAUCAAGAUGUCUGGGCAGCCAUUCAGUUGUGA
This is a messenger RNA of Fusarium odoratissimum NRRL 54006, 1233 nucleotides long. RefSeq lists its product as uncharacterized. NCBI's taxonomy places the organism in Eukaryota, Fungi, Ascomycota, Sordariomycetes, Hypocreales, Nectriaceae. The transcript is spliced from 2 exons. Bases 1 to 1233 code for a protein of 410 amino acids. The record is from RefSeq and is a predicted model, not a curated record.